AAAACUAUAUAUAUAACGAUCAUAAAACCAAAAGGAAAAAGUUAUAUACAGCCGCAAGCAUUGUUGUGUGAGGAAAACAUAAAAAAACGCAAAAACAAAACGAAAAAAAACAAACAAAAAAGCGUAUAUAACACAAAUUAAAACGCAAUUGUGGAGUCUAAAUGAAGGAGCAGCAGCAGCAGCAGCAACGGCAAAAGCAACAACAACCACACACGCAGAAGAAAGAGUAACAUACAUUGGAAUUAUAAAGAGAGACUAAAGUUCGGAGAGAAAGACGAGAGCAGCAGCAGGGCAGCUGGUUUUGAUGUUGUUGUUGUUAUACAAAGUGACAACGGGAGCAGAAAAAUGUCAACGUUCUUGAACAAUUUCUUCCCGGCAGAUACGGCUGCUAUGGAUCCAAUUUUCUUUUCACCUACGAAUGGAAUACCGUCAGAGAGUAAACUCGCCACAUAUAUGAAUCGUCAAAAUGUUGCCACGCCGACGGGUUACGGGUUGAAUAACGGGUUCUCACUACUUAAUUUGGAUUCGCCCCUACCAGUUAAUAAAAAGUCUCAGGUAACGCCGCAGUCGCCUGAAUUCAUUCCAACGCGCAUCAAUUCGUCUCCAAAUUUUUACGCACCACCACCAUAUCAUAACGGGCCCAUGCAAUUGACUAAUGGGCUCAAUGGCGUCAAUGGUUUAACUGCAGCAGCGGCAGCAGCAGCAGCAGCCGCAGCCGCUGCAGCAGCAGCAGCAGCAUCAACAGCACCCACAUCAUCCACAUCGGCAGCGGUGGCUGCUGCCGCCGCCGCCGCCUCUUCUGUGACAAUAAGCAACAAUAACAACAACAACAAGACGGCAAAUGGCACUAAUUCCAUGCUAUCUAUGCAGAAAACGGUCUCAAUAGCAGCCACAGCCGCUACAAUUGCUCAACAACAACAACAACAGCAGCAACAACAGCAACAGCAGCAGCAACAACAACAGCAGAAGCAACAACAGCAACAACAACAACAACAAUCGUCGUUGGUGAAUGCCGCAAAUACUGUAACAGUUACGGCCAGCUCGGCGCCAAUUGCAAUUAGUGGAGCACCACCGAAUCCAGCUGCGGCACCCUUUGUCAGCAGCAUGUCCGCACAAACGCCGCUUAAGGGACGUGGUGGCGGCGGUGGAGUAGGUGGUGGCGGUGCCAUACUUGGGCGUCAGGAGUCACCCACAACAGGGUCAUUGGGUGAAAAAUCACCGCCUCAUGGGAUGACACCGCAUGGUGCAUCCCCCAUACCCACCACAUUGCCAACAAGUGUACAUCAGGAAAACGUCGGAGGCACCAUAUACUUUUAUCCAACUGCCAACGCACAGAAUAGCCAACCAGUUGGCGUUAAUAAUGUUGUUGUCGAUGCAACGCAUCCAGCUCAUCAUGGUGUCAGUGCUGUGGCGCCAUUAAGCUCCGUGAGCGGUGUACCAUCGGGCCUACUAUAUACGGGUCAUGUCUAUCCGGGACCAGCAUCCAAUGUCAUAGCCAUGCAGCCCAAAACUCAACUGGAAUCGGCCUUUUUCAUACCCGACGAAAUGCGUUCCGAAAUUCUUGCCCGCAACGAGAUCUCCAAUUUGAUUAUGGAUGCAGCGGAGGCAGCACAACAUGCCCUACCGCUGGACGUGGAUAACUAUCAUGCCCUAUAUCCAUUAGAACCGCCGGCACAACCCUUGCAUGCCAAGCUCACAUUGCCCGCGAGUACAUACCGAGCCACGCACAAUACAACAGGCUUAAAAUACUGCCUGAGAAGAUUACAUGGCUUUCGUUUGCAGUCAACAAAGUGUAUGACCUUGGUGGAAAUGUGGAAGAAGUUGCAGCACACGAAUGUGGUGCAACUACGUGAGGUGUUCACGACAAAAGCAUUUGGUGAUAACUCUUUAGUAUUAGUGUACGACUACUAUCCCGGCUCACAAACAUUGCUGGCCAAAUACUUUACGCCAACGCCAGAGACCAAUAACUACACAGAUCCAUUCCAAGGCGAGGCCCGCCCAUUCAGUCAUAAGAGCAACAUGCAGCGUACAAACAAUGGACCAUUGCUACCGGAAUCGACCAUAUGGUCAAUUAUAAUGCAACUAACCGCUGGCCUGAGGGCUAUACAUCAGGCGGGAUUGGCCUGCAAGGUACUUGAUCCAACCAAGAUCAUAGUGACGGGCAAACGUGUCCGAUUUAGUUCUUGUUGCAUAUCAGAUAUAACGCAAUUUGAUCCAAAUGCGGCAAAUCCUUUGGCGCUCGUCAAUAUGCAUCAGCAGGACGAUUUGACUGCUUUGGGUCGCCUGGUUUUGGCCUUGGCCUGCCGCUGCCUACAAUCCGUGCAACGUGAUAAUGUCCAAUCUAGCAUUGAUAUGGUCACACGAAACUACUCCACCGAUCUGCGCAAUUUCAUUGUUUACCUCUUUACCACAAAUAACCGCCGCUCUGUUACCGAUCUGAUGCCCAUGAUUGGAGCACGUUUCUAUACACAAUUAGAUGCUCUGCAAAGUCAAAUUGAUAUGCAAGAGGAUGAAUUGGCCAAAGAGAUGGAAAAUGGGCGACUCUAUCGCAUUUUGGUCAAAUUGAAUAGCAUCAAUGAACGUCCCGACUUUAAUUUGGACUGCACUUGGUCAGAGACUGGUGAUAGAUACAUGUUGAAAUUAUUCCGUGAUUAUUUGUUUCAUUCCGUCACUGAGGAUGGCCGCCCAUGGUUGGAUCACGCACACAUCGUACAAUGCCUCAAUAAGCUGGAUGCUGGCUCGUUAGAGCGCGUACAACUCAUGUCACGCGACGAGCAAUCGGUACUAAUUGUCUCCUAUGCUGAACUCAAGAAUUGUCUGGAGAAUGCCUUCUCCGAACUGAUGUCGAGCACCUAAAAAAAAGAAUGAAAAAGUAAAGAAAACAAAAAACAAGAGGACGACACUUUUAUAUAAUGAAAUGAACAACCCCAAAAAUUGAAGAUAGAAAGGAAAAGCAAACAAAACACGCGCAGCUUACUGUUGGGUCUCAUCUAUUUGACUGAGCAAUGAGAGGCAAGCAAAAAUUCUACAGUAACUAUACGGGAAUUUUUGCAUUGCCGCCCAUUGCACAGCCAACUAGAUGAGACCCGCAACCCCUAAUAUGCCCAAAACAUCAUACACCACCAACCUUUUAAACAAGAAACAGAAAAAAACGAAAAAUCCCCACAAAAAGAACAUAAAAAAACACACCUCCACUCCUAAAAUGCACGACCAUAAGCGACUAUGAUUAAGAAGUUUUUUUUUUUUUAAUAAUUAAUAAGAAACGCAUUCAUUAUAACUAAGACAUUUUGGCUUGUGCCGAGAACCAUAUAAAAAAAGAAAGGAAAACCAAUUAAAAUACGAAAAAAGUUUACAUUGUUGUUAAGACACACAAAAAAAAAAAGCGGAAGAGAUAAGAAUAAAAGGACGAAAGCAAGAAGAGGAAAUACACAGAUGAAAGGUAGAGAUAAAGUUUAGAAAUAUAAAGAUAAAAGUACAGAUAUCCAAUGUUAUGUUAGCUCUUAACUAAAUUUUAGGCAUUUAAUGAAACAAAACUACAUCAAAUAAACCAACAACAAGCAACUUAA
Drosophila willistoni is the source of this 3566-nucleotide messenger RNA. RefSeq names its product PAN2-PAN3 deadenylation complex subunit PAN3 (gene PAN3). The record is from RefSeq and is a predicted model, not a curated record. Gene Ontology annotation, biological process: mRNA processing; nuclear-transcribed mRNA poly(A) tail shortening. Gene Ontology annotation, cellular component: P-body; PAN complex. NCBI's taxonomy places the organism in Eukaryota, Metazoa, Arthropoda, Insecta, Diptera, Drosophilidae. The transcript has 13 exons. Gene Ontology annotation, molecular function: poly(A) binding. Bases 346 to 2856 code for a protein of 836 amino acids.